UUCGGCCACGGGUCCUUCCGGCCCGGCCAGCAGCGGGCGAUCCGCGGCGCGCUGCACGGCCGCGACGUCGUCGUCGUGCUGCCGACGGGCGGCGGCAAGAGCCUCUGCUACCAGCUUCCCGCGCUGCUCACGCCGGGCGUGACGAUCGUCGUGAGCCCGCUGCUGAGCCUCAUCGAGGACCAGGUGUCGGCGCUGCUCGGCGCGGCCUGCGGCGGCAUCCCCGCGGCGCACCUGACGAGCGGCACGAAGGAGGCCGCGUCGCGGUCCGUGCUCCACGAGCUGCACAAGGCGGGCGAGGGCCGCGGCGAGUUGGGCCUCAAGCUCCUCUACGUGACGCCCGAGCGCCUCGCGGCGUCGCCGACCUUCGGCGAGUGUCUGGCGAAGCUCCACCGGCGCCGGCUGCUCGCGCGGUUCGUCGUCGACGAGGCGCACUGCGUCUCCGAGUGGGGCCACGACUUCCGGCCCGACUACCGCAAGCUGGGGAACCUGCGGCGGUCCUACCCCGGCGUGCCCUUCAUGGCCCUGACGGCGACGGCGACGCCGGCCUGCGAGGCGGACCUGCGCAAGUCGCUGAAGAUCGCGCCCGACGCGCUCGCGCACCGCACGUCGUCGGACCGGCCGAAUCUGCACUUCGCCGUCGAGGACUACAGCGAGGGCGACGCGAACGACGUCCGCGAGGCCGUCGUCGACUUCGUGAAGCGGCGCCCGGGCCAGUGCGGCAUCGUCUACUGCAUGACGCAGGCCGACGCGGAGGCGUGCGCGGACCUGCUCUCGGAGCGCUGCGACGACGUGAAGGCGGCGCACUACCACGCGGGCCUGAGCCCCCUCAACCGGCGCGUGACCCAGGCCGCGUGGCAGGCGGGCCAGGUCCACGUCGUCUGCGCGACCAUCGCCUACGGCAUGGGCAUCGACAAGGCCGACGUCCGCUACGUCGUCCACGCGUCGCUCGCCAAGUCGCUCGAGGGCUACUACCAGGAGGCGGGCCGCGCGGGCCGCGACGGCGCGCCGAGCCUCUGCGCGCUCUACUACCGGCGCCAGGACGUCGCGAAGAUCCGGAAGCUCGUGACGGGCUUCGGGCGCAUGAAGCGGCGCGGGCCGCGGCUCCAGCGCGACCUCGACAAGCUCGACGACAUGGUCAGGUACUGCGAGACGCCGCGGAGCUGCUGCCGCCGGCAGCGGCUCGUCGGCCACUUCGGCGCGGACCCGGGGCCGGGCAACGGCGACCGGCCCUGCUGCGACCUCUGC
Molecule: messenger RNA, 1245 nt
Organism: Aureococcus anophagefferens
Lineage: Eukaryota; Pelagophyceae; Pelagomonadales; Pelagomonadaceae
Exons: 1
Biological process (GO): double-strand break repair via homologous recombination
Cellular component (GO): chromosome; cytoplasm; nucleus
Molecular function (GO): four-way junction helicase activity; ATP binding; nucleic acid binding
Source: RefSeq, a predicted model, not a curated record